CAAUAUCGCGUUGCGACGAAAAUCUCCCACGUCAAAAUCAUUUGCGUCAUCACUUUUACUUUCAAUUUUCCGACUUUUUAUAUUAUUUUAAUAUUUUCCUUCUGUAGAAGGCUACGGUUUCUACCUUUACACAUAUUUCUCUUGUAAUUCGCUCCCUGGAAGCUCUUUUUUUCUUCCUCAAUAUUUUCUCGGCCGGUCACUUCCUUGCUUUUUUCUCGUUGGUUUUCCGUCCCGCCAAACACUCCCCGGCCCUUGCACCUUGACUCUAAAUCCUUGCAAUCGCUUAAGAUUCUUGCACUCCUCAAACCGAUCUCUCUCUUUCUCUCUCUUACUCAUUCAUUGAUGUAAUGAAAUCGGAAGAGCCAAAUGAUUCUUCGGACACUUUCAUCAGACAGGCUAUUGGAAAAGAACCUUUCCUUUCCUUCUCGAGGGCCGGCGACAGCCCAGUCCAAUGGAUUCAAUUGCUCCAUGCAUUAGAUCUACAAGAUAUCCCUGGCUGGCCUUUAUUGACUCCUCUGAAGGUGCAGAUGCAAAAAUGUGAUAAGUGUACGCGAGAAUUUUGUUCACCUAUUAACCAUAGAAGGCAUAUACGUGUGCACCACAGAUUGAAAAAACUUGAUAAGGAUUCUGCUAAAAACAGGGACCUAUUAGCGGCAUUUUGGGACAAGCUGUCAGAGGAUGAGGCGAAGGAAGUCAUAUCAUUCAAGGAUGUAUCAUUGGAGGAAGUUCCGGGAUCUUCAGUUAUAAAAUCAUUGACAACACUUGUAAAGAGACCAGGGUUUUCUGCUUUGCCACAAGUUUGCUUGAAGGCAGGUUCUGGUCUUCUGGACCUUGUCCAAGCCAGCCCUUCAAGGUUUCCAAUAUCUUCACAAGAAUUAUUUAGUAUCCUAGAUGAUGCAAGUGAAAGGACUUUCCUUUGUGGCACAGCUGUCUCAAUGCAAAAAUACAUUUUUGACGGGGAAGCAGGAAAGAUUGUUCUUGAAACCAAAAACUUGGUUGCUUGUACCAGCUUCUUGAUGGAACAGAAAUUGGUUAAAGCAUGGCUUGCAGAUAAGGAUGCUGAAGCUUUGAGGUGCCAGAAGUUGCUAGUGGAAGAGGAAGAAGCUGCCCAGAAGAGGCAAGUUGAGCUUCUUGAGAGAAAGAGGCAGAAGAAGCUUAGGCAGAAGGAGCAGAAAGCAAAAGAACAAAGACACUGGGAGAUGGAAGAAGGUAAGCAGGAUAUGGAUGAAUCAUUGGAGGUUAGCAUUCUUGAUGAAACAUCCUCCCUUUUAACCGCUUUUGAUUCUGAUGGACAAAAUCCAGUCAUAUCAACAGAUCAAGUUCUCCCAUCUUUAGAACCCAUUCAUUUUUCCAACCUUGAGGAGGAUGUAGAUUAUGAAAUUCAGAUGGGGUUUAGCAAUGGAUAUUGCGAUCCAGGAACUAGUCAGAGUGUUGAAGGACGAAUGGAGCAAGUUGGUGGACGUCAGCGAGUAGUUGCUCAAUGGCAGACUCCACCUAAAUCACAGCGAGGGGCGCUUAAUGGUUUCUGUGUCAGUAAGAAUUCUUAUGGAUUUAAGCUUGGAGGCAUGAAUAAACAUGGAACAAACAGGGAAAGGGUUGCUGCAAUGGGUAAUAGUAAUAAAAUGUGGAGCCGGAAACCUAAAGCAGUUAAUGACGCAGAGAGUUUGAAAAUUAGAGCAGGGAAACAAGCUGCAAAUGAACUGGAUCAAAAUAAGAACCAUGAGGUUCUAAUUGGCUCUAUAUCUGUCACACUUGGAAAUUUUAGCCAGCAUGAGGGAAACAAUCUAGCUGAAGCCCACGACAGGUGCCUGGCAGAGUGUCAAAUACAAAAGAAUAAAAAUGUUCAGGAGAAGUUCAGCAAACUUGAUCCUGUUCACCGAUCAACCAUUAAGUUUUGGAGGCCGGUGAAUGUACAUGAAAGCAAAAGUUCACUGCCAGUCCAAAAUGGUGUUGGAGAAUUUGAACUAGAAGUGAUUGCUGAAAAGGAUGGAAUCCGGCCCUCCUCCAAUGAAAGCUGUCUAAGGUCAUAUGCAACAGAUGGUAGUGAUGGUGUAGUAAGUAUGAAUCUUUCAACACUUGACGAAAGUGUGCAACCAGGAAGAUUGCAGUUUGACGGCCAUGCUGCCAAGGCCUUUCUUGCUCAGAGGUGGAUGGAGGCUAUCGCAGGGGAACAUGUGACAUUGAUUCUCUUCCCAAAUCUUGAGCCUCCAGGGUGCUCAGAGGUUGAAACUGAUUCAUCAGAAAAAUGGAUGGUUAAGGUGGGUGCUUUUGAGGCUUCUACCGGUGGGGCUGCCAAAGGCAAGUUCAGGACGAGGCCUGAAAAGAGUGCAAAAAUAAAGUACAUUCCUAAACAAAGAUCUGCCACCUAAGUGUAGGAGAGAUAUGGGAAGAUUUAUUCUUGAGAUAUGCACAGGCUAGAGGAUCGUCAUUAUAUUCUUAGCAUAGGUUCCAGUUUUACCACUGGUCUUCUGUGGGAAAAUUGAAGAAAGGUUUUGCCGGAAAAUAUUUUUAUCAUUCCGUCCCUUUUUCUUAAGGUGGUAUAGAAGUUUGACUAGUCUUAAGAUUUUUUUAUUUUGUUCUGCUAAUUUUUUUGGCUUAAUUGUCUAACUUUUUGUUUUAAUAAAUUGGGGGUUCUUAAGGUCUUUUGGAGUCGAAGUGGAAGUUCAUUGUUUGUUCUCUUUUACUUCUAUCUUUUGCACAUUUUACAAUGAGUUUUCCCCCGUCUUCCUGCAAAAAGUAACCGAAAAGCAGCUUUAGGAGAAGCAACUUGUGAUAUAUUGAGCUUUCUAACGUUUGGAUCUUUGCAAAUUUGUUAUUUUUGCUUCAUUUUUUUUAAUCUUACGUGGAACGUAUUGGUUCUGCCAAAGGCCCAAUCGUGCUUUUGAAAUUAUAAAGACUGUUAUCUAGACUAAUGAUUCAUGGACUCCAAUUCU
Durio zibethinus is the source of this 2933-nucleotide messenger RNA. RefSeq lists its product as uncharacterized. NCBI's taxonomy places the organism in Eukaryota, Viridiplantae, Streptophyta, Magnoliopsida, Malvales, Malvaceae. The record is from RefSeq and is a predicted model, not a curated record.